Seriola aureovittata is the source of this 2499-nucleotide messenger RNA. RefSeq names its product acid phosphatase 5b, tartrate resistant (gene acp5b). Gene Ontology annotation, molecular function: ferrous iron binding; ferric iron binding; acid phosphatase activity. NCBI's taxonomy places the organism in Eukaryota, Metazoa, Chordata, Actinopteri, Carangiformes, Carangidae. The coding region runs from base 165 to 1154 and encodes 329 amino acids. Gene Ontology annotation, biological process: bone resorption. The record is from RefSeq and is a predicted model, not a curated record. The transcript has 6 exons.
CCAGCUGACAACACAUCCGUACAAACCUGCAGCAGCAGCACAAACCAGUCAAUGAGUCAUUGACCUGCUGUCAGCUGAUCCUGUUUGUCUCACUCUGAUCCAGGAAGUCCCUGAGUUCAGGGCUCAGACUGUUUCACUUCAAACAGGUAGAAAACAAUAGGAUCAUGGUCAGACCUCAGAGUAUCCUGCUGCUGCUCCACCUCCAGGCCUGCUGCCACCUGAUCCAGACUCUGGACCCAGCUGCCCUGCGGUUUGUCGUGCUCGCAGACUGGGGGGGUCUUCCCGUCCCCCCGUACUACACCCCUCAUGAGGAGGCUGUUGCUGCAGAGGUGGACCUGCUGGCCCAGACCGAGGGUCUGGACUUUGUCCUGAGUCUGGGGGAUCACUUCUACUACAACGGAGUCAAGAAUGUGGAGGACCCCCGCUUUAAGUUCACAUUUGAGCGAGUCUUCUCUCAGCCAUCGCUGCUGCACAUCCCCUGGUACCUGAUUGGAGGAAACCACGACCACAGAGGAAACAUCUCUGCCCAGAUGUUUUACUCCAACACGUCACACCGAUGGAAUUACCCAGGGCUGUACUACGAGCUCAGAUUUGACGUCCCUUUCUCCAACGUGUCGGUGAGCAUCCUGAUGCUCGACACCGUGGUGUUGUGUGGGAACACCUACGAUCAGACCCCGCCCUCAGGACCAGAGAACCCCAGAGCCGCAGAGCGUCAGUGGGACUGGAUCAGGUCCAGACUGGCCAGCAGCAGGUCAGACUACGUGGUGGUGGGCGGUCACUAUCCUGUGUGGUCCAUUGGCCACCAUGGACCCACUUCCUGUCUGGUCAACAGACUGAGGCCUCUGCUGAAGAAGUACAGAGUCUCUGUUUACCUGAGUGGCCACGACCACAACCUGCAGUUCAUCAGAGAGGAUGAUGGGAGCUCGUAUGUGGUCAGCGGCAGCGGGACAGUCAGCGACCCGGCCUCCACCCACAGGGACCGUGUCCCUCAGUCCUGGCAGCUCUACUCCAGUCCUGUCAAUCACACGGCAGGAGGCGUGGCUUACUUCAAGGUGACUGAGUGUCACAUGACAGUGAGCUUCCUGCAGACUGAUGGGAAAUGUGUUUACCAGGCUGAGCUGCCGAGACGCUCAGUCAGCAGAGACGCUGUGUGACGCUGCAGUCACAGGUAGAACAGGUGGAGAGAGGAGCUCACCUGUGGAGAAUAUAACCUGCUACAGGCUGAACAUCACUCAGGUGAUUCUCUAAUCAGCUGAUCGGACUCUUGAGUUCAGAUCACAUCUGAAAACUAAGAGCUGUGUAGAAGAACAAGUUUAUUUUCUAUAGAAUUAAACUAGAAUCUCGUCUUCCACUCAGACGAGUGCAUUGUCACUUCCUGUUUGUCCAGAGUCAGAGAAAAUAUUAAAUAUUAAACAUCUGUGUGAAACUUUGUCACAAUUACUGUGAAGUCUUGAGUAAUGGGUGUUUUUCUGAGGUCAAACUGACCUUGACCUUUGACCUUUGGGUCCAGGUGACAUGAGAAAUCAUUAAUCAUCAGUCAUCAAUCAUUCAGUCUUUGGUCAAAGACACAAGGUGUUCACAGACCUUUAACCAGAAGCAGAACCUGAUCCAGCAGGAGUCUGGAUCUGGACUCUGGGUCCUGGUGCCACAGAACCACUGAAGACCUCGUCCUGCGGAGGUUUCUAAUACCUUGUAUAAUAUAAAUUGAUUAAUUAACAUGUAAAUGUGAUUGAUAGGGUCGUAUAUAAAUACUAGAGAACUGUAGUAACUCCUGUGUUUAAUGACUUUAAUGUUGCUGCUGCCACAUCUCUGUUUCUCCUCCACUGUAAACUCUUAAGUAGCUGUUUUCCUCAUGCUAACUGCUCACCAGUGCUCAGUGCUCCACCUGUCCUCCGCCCUCUCACCUGUCAACCCUCCAGCCUGCAUUCAAGCUUCAUCUCCAGCUGGACUCCUCCAUUAACAUCCACCGCCCCUCAGUCAGUCUCCCUCAGUCUCCUAACACUAAGGCUACGUCCUCACGACUCCACCACUUUUCAGCCUCUAAAACAGAGACUUUCAGAAACGCUGCUAGGCCUGUUUUAUUCUGAAAACUCCUGGGUUUUAUUUUGAAAACUCUGUGGUUGUGUUGUAUCUUGACGGACAGAAACUGAGACCUUUGUAAACGAUGACGUCACAGCCACGGCCUCUCCUGAUUGGCUCUCAUCAGCCUGGACUACCAGAGGUGAAUACAACAUGAUAAUGAAUGACAGUGUCACUGACCUUGUUGUCUUAGCAGCUGUUGUUCACUUACAUUCUCUGUUUUAAUGCUACAGCUGUCUUUGCUGUUCCUCCUUCAGAGGAGACGAUCUACUUCCUGUUUACACCGGCUUGCACAUGUUCAGUGUAGUGAAUGGUCAUGUGACAUGUGUGGAUGCAGAUGGUUUUUGUUUGAAACGCUGUUUUAAAAUGAAAACGUAGUCGUAUGGACGCAGCAUGAGAAACAUUAGCUUCGUACACAGG